AUGCUGAUGUACACAAGUCUACGUCCUGACAUGUUUCUUGCCAUUGAUGAAAUGAUGCAGAGGUUCCAGAUAAAGUAUAUUGAUGGAUGGACACCAUCUUUCAUUUCCUUGACUGACCAAUUGUUGAUGACUUUAAUGAAACUGACAAUGAACACCCCAUUUUUGGACCUAGCUGAGAGGUUCAACACUAGUGCGUCAUCUGUAAAUAACAUUGUAACUUCUCAGAUUUGUGCAUUGCAUGAAGUUUUAUAUGAAGGACUCGUAGAGAGUCGCAUUCCUUCUCUCCAAAAGUGCAAGGGGUCUAUGCCUAUAAGUUUUGGGGAUUUCAGUUCAUGUAGAAUAGUACUUGAUGCGACGGAAAUCACCCAGGAUGUUCCAGGGAAUGACAUGAGAUUGCAGGCCAGCACAUAUAGUGGAUACAAAAAUUCACACACUGUUAAAAGUGUUACAGGUGUUGCACCAAAUGGUGCUUUGGUAUUUAUUAGUAAAUUGUACCCUGGCAGCACAUCUGAUGUUGCAAUUGUAGAACAUUGUAAGGUCUUAGAACAGUUAGCACCAGGUGAUAUGAUCUUAGCAGACAAAGGGUUCACUAUUCACAAGUUGUUGCCCCAAGGAGUACAUUUAAAUAUUCCUCCCUUUCUCACAUCUAAAUCCCAGUACACCCCCAGUGAGGUCCAGCUAUGUAGAAAAAUAGCCAAGUCUCGCAUACAUGUUGAAAGAGCAAAUGAACGCAUUAAAAAUUAUGAAAUUUUAAGGCAUGUCCCUCAGCAAUUUAGAUACAUUUCUACAAAAGUCUUUCAAUUAUGCUGUGUUUUAGUCAAUUUUCAGGAUCCUCUCAUGCAAGAAAUUGCUCAGAAUUUUGCAAGUGUAGACAACUAA
Molecule: messenger RNA, 879 nt
Organism: Saccostrea echinata
Lineage: Eukaryota; Metazoa; Mollusca; Bivalvia; Ostreida; Ostreidae
Exons: 1
Coding region: 1-879 (292 amino acids)
Source: RefSeq, a predicted model, not a curated record